UUAGGACUAAAGUGAAGUUGUGUCAGAAGAAAUGCCUAGAGAACACUUUAUUUUUGGUACCUAGGGAAUACAUGUCAUAGAUUCAAUGCAAUAGCCGAGUCUGAGUGUAAAUGUGUAGAACAAAAUUUGAGGGUAUUCUCUUAAAUUUUGAACACGUGACAUUUCUUUGAGAGUAAUUCUUACUUCUUAUUUGCAAUUGUUGAGUCAGAAAUCUCAUUUGGACCCUCAAAUCUCAUCUCAACAACCAUGACUUCACUACAUGAUAAGCAUCCUUUGUCCGCUGCAAUCCAUUUCUUUAAGAUUAUCCUCACAACACAUGGAAAACUUAAACUCCCAAAAAAUUUCACUAGAAAAUAUGGAGAUGGAAUAUCAAACCCGGUGUUUCUGAAGCCUCCUGAUGGCACUGAAUGGAAAAUAUAUUGGACCAAGCAUGAUGGGGAGACUUGGUUUCAAAAGGGUUGGAAGGAGUUUGCCACAUUCUAUUCCCUAGAUCAUGGGCAUUUGCUGUUGUUUGAAUAUAAGGAAACUUCACAUUUUGAUUUGCACAUAUUUGACAAUAGUGCCCUUGAAAUAGACUAUCCUUCCCACGCUACUCACGAUGGAAAGGACAAAGUUGUGCAGAUUAGUGAUGAUUCUGAUGAAAUUUUGGAUGAUCAUAUGACUAUAGUGAAAUCAACACUAUCAUCUCCUCCACCUUGUAAGAAAAUGAAAAAUAGCAUAACUACAAAUGUUGAAAGAAGCACCAAUGGGGUAAACUUGCAUCGGCGUAUCCAAACCAGAAGUACUAGCUCUCAAAAGACAAAAUUUAUAAAGCAAGAAUUAGAUGAAGAUGAGAGUAAAGGCGUUUUUAACACUGAAUGCACAAAAGUGGAGCAGUUAACUUCUACUGCUUUAACCAAAGCCACAGCUUUCAGAUCUGAACAACCCUUUUUCACGCUUGUCAUGAAGCCAACAUAUAUUAUUGGAUAUUACCUGGAUAUACCACGCGAGUUUUCAAAACAAUAUUUGAAGAGAACACAUGCAGUUGUGAUCCUUGAGGUCUUGGAUGGAAGAAGUUGGCCUGUUAUUUAUUCUGCUCCUAGAAUUAAUGGGGGAUGGCAGAAAUUUGCAUCAGAAAAUAAUUUGAAGGUGGGGGAUGUUUGUGUUUUUGAGCUGAUUCAGAAGAUCCAAGGCCUGACUUUCAAGGUUUUCAUUUUUCCAGCGAUUUCACAAGUGAAAAAUGCAAAAAUAGAUCUUCCAAAAUGCAGCAUAGAGGGUUCUUCAACUAACUGGACAGGUGGAAGUUCAAGUAAAAGAUCUUCUCUGUUGCAAAGUCACGUCAAGUCGGAGAUCUUAACAACCGGAGCUCUCAAAGAAGCUAGCAAAUUCACAUCAAAAAAUCCCUUUUUCAUGGCCACUUUAACUCUAGAAUGGAAGGCAAUAAAGAUACCCAGAUGCCCGUAUGUGCCGACUAAUUUCGUGAGAAAGUAUUUUACAAAGAAGAAGCGUGGUGUGAUGAUGAUACAGUUUAGAAAGAAUUUGUGGCCUGUAAAGUUUGCAUUUCAUUCAUCCGGUGUUUCAGGCAUGUUUUCUGUUGGUUGGCACUCAUUUGCAAGAGAAAAUGAACUGCAAAUUGGAGACGUUUGUAUCUUUGAGCUCGUCAAUGGAGAAGAUGGAAUACUUGAUCUUCAUGUUUUCAGAGAUCAGUGUGAGUUCUCAACCAAGAGGUGAAUGGUGAAUAUGCCCAUGUUACGUUAAAUCCAAGCUCUGCAAAUGGGGAUGUUAGAAC
Cajanus cajan (pigeon pea) is the source of this 1768-nucleotide messenger RNA. Its product is annotated as B3 domain-containing transcription factor VRN1. Lineage: Eukaryota; Viridiplantae; Streptophyta; Magnoliopsida; Fabales; Fabaceae. The record is from RefSeq and is a predicted model, not a curated record. Gene Ontology annotation, molecular function: DNA binding.